UAUGCAAAACAUGCAAAAAUGUGAAAUAACUAAGUAGUGAAAAUGUUAGCAUGUGUGUGUCAGCCAAUGGAGACAGCCUUGUUGUUUAAAGGAGGACCGCCGAUAACAAUGGGACCACUCGGAUCUAACAAAUCUCGUCAUAACACCGAUGUUAUGAAAACAUUAAACAUGAUACCCAAAUCAGUACACAGUCUGGGUGAUGCUAAAGAUAUUUCUGCAUCGUUAAAAUCUGUCCCAGCUUUCAUAGACACUUCUGGAAAUUUAUUAAACCUCAGAAAGAUUGAAAGAGAAGCUCAAUCAACAAAGAUUUUAGUUAAUCCGGUAUGUUCAGAUAGCUUCGGUACAAGCGAUGAUAGUCCAACGAAAUCGACAAAUCAAAAAUGGAAAGGAAAGAAGAAACGCCUUAAGCUCAAGAAUAAGAAAAUGAAUGAUGACACAGAUAAAAAUGCUCGUCGAGACAGCGCAACUGAAGAGAAGAAGUCGAUAAGUUGCUUCAAAAUAAAAAGCCAAGAUAAACGGACAAAUGAUGACACUAAAUUAGGUAAAGAGAAUUGUUUGAAUGAAAACGCCACGAACUUAAUGAACACUCGACCAGAUCUAAUAAAUCAUCCAAGUAACGAGAGAUUGGUUGAUGAGUCUACGAUGACAGAUAACGCGCUUUCAAAUGAUGUGGAUACUGAAAAGACUGAUCUUGUUAGAGAAAACGAGUUAGGGGAAGGGGUGGAGCUUACACUGGGUGAGCUGCGCGCAAUGGCACUUCGCCAGCAGCAACAGAUCGACACACAACACCAACUGCUGUGUGCCAAAGAACAGAGGCUGAGGUACCUGAAGCAGCAAGAGGCGCGACAGCAUCAGGUAGCCGUAGAGGGUGAGCGGUUACGGCGGCUACGCGAGCGCGUUGAGGCUCAAGAGCAAAAGCUACGACGGCUACGAGCGCUACGAGGCCAACUUGAUAGAAAUAAACAAACUAAUAUUGCACUAACCAGCGACUUAGAGUCAAUACGAGCCCUCUUCAAUGAAAAGGAAAAAGAGUUGUCUGUGGCGGUGGCGAAGGUGGAAGAGCUGACGCGGCAGCUGGAGGAACUUAGAAGAGGAAGAGUACAACCUGCCCCUCCCUCGGCCCAUGAGCUGGACAAACUAAGAAGAGAGCUUAUGUAUCGGAACAAGCUGAACGAACAACAGAACGGGAGAUUAUCAGCGCAGAGGGCAGCACUAGGCGCCCGGCAAGAAGAGAUGAGGAGCAUCGAUCGAAGGGUGUCUGAACUCCAAGCAAGGCUUUUGAGGAAACGGGCUCUCAAUAGACAGCUAACUGCUGCUCAUAGACAGCCGCAGCAGAGAAAUACCAAUCCCACGCCGAUGCAGCAACUGCCCAAUUACCCUGCUGGUAAUCAGAUCAGCCAACCAAAGAACCCACAAAGAGGCAACGUGGCUGCUGUUGAGCCAUAUAACCACAUACCACACGCGCAGAGCCUGCAUAAUAAUAAUUUCCAGGCUGUAAAGCAGAAUAAUGUGCCAUUAAAACAACUAACACAAAGUGAAAACAUGCAAAACCACCUUACGCAGCAAGAAGCCCAUUUUCUGCAGCAAAAGCCACUGAUGAACCCCCUAUACAAUGGCAAUUAUCAUAUUCAACACUCACAGGACCAAUAUCCCACCCAGUACCCUAACAAACCGGAUACAAAUGCAUUUAACCACGUUCAGCAGGGAAUAACGAAUUCUUACGAAAAAUCUAUAUUCGAUCACGUCAACAAAUAUUCAGAGUUCCCAAAACAACAGUACAGUCCAAAUAGCACCAGCAGUUCAAACAGCAAUCAAAAUGCAAAAGAGCCUAAAAUUAAUGAACAAGAAUUCCCUCCCGAAUUUGCUGCGAGCAAAUCGGAUCCUAAGUAUCAAACACUUCCAUAUAAUACGAAAUUUCCAAAUGGAAAAGUGAACGGAAAAGAAGAUAAGAAUCAAAAUGUCAACCAUAUGACGGUGCAUUCGACACCUCUUUCGGUGGUUAAUAAAAGUCUCGCGACACCUCUAAGUCAAGAAACAGCAUAUCAAGAACAGACAUAUCAGCUACAAAAAUCAGAUUCAUCCAGCAGAUGUAAUCAAGAAGGAAAGGAAAAUCAUGCAUAUCAACAGAAUUCUAGGUUAAGUAAUAGUCAAGAAUCGAAGAAUGGAAAAAGUCAGGGUAAUCUGAAAGGAAGUUCGCCAAGCAUGUUGUCUAGCUCCUCUGCCAGCAGUUCUAUAGGAUUCGGGAAACCCGUAUCGAGUGUAGCCCCUACAUCGGUUCAGGUCGGCAAACCAUCACCCAUUUACCAGACAUCCUCGACAAAAAUCCAGCCGGUUCAACCGCAAACCGUUCAGACACAGACCCUUAACGCUAAUCCUUCCCAAAACCAGAUCAGAAACACGGCAUCGGGAAUUUCGAACUUGAGCGGCCAGAAUUUGUCUCAAAGCCUGCUUUUGUCUCCUCCGCAAAGUGCCAGCACUCCCCUUUCGACUCCAGACGUGAGCGCCGACAAAUCGCCCAAACCAGCGCUACCUCCCAAACCCAGCAUCAAGACUCCACCGAGACAGUCGGCUAACAACGAUACUGGUUUUCGCGAAACGAACCCACCUGACUCAACAGAGACCGAUUCUCAGAAAGAAAACGGAAACUCAAAUGAGAUGAUUAUUAAAGCGCGCCCCUUAACAAUUAGGAAACCACCGCUAAGCGAACAACCAAAAUUGAGGAGCGCCAAAAACGGUCUAAGCAACAGACGGAUCGAAAUGCCUCCCGCAUUUCUUUUCCCAGAAAUGGAAGAUGACAAGGAGAGGCUAAAAAAGGAGGAACCGAUGAAUAAUAACAUAUCUAAUGGAAGCGAUAAGGAAGAUAAAGAUGUAUCUGAUAUAGUGGAGCAAAUAAGCUCAGUGGAUCUUAACCAGGAGUCUCGUAAUGAUGUGGUCCGGAGAUCGAAGAAGGGAAAUCUGAAGCAAGGGGGUAAGGCUCCGCUCGCGAGGCGAGUUAGCUUCGACCCUCUCGCUUUGUUGUUAGAUGCUAGUCUUGAGGGCGAAUUGGAACUUGUUAAGAAGACUGCAACACAGGUGCAAAAUGCAAGCGCUGCAAACGACGAGGGAAUUACAGCUUUACACAACGCCAUCUGUGCCGGCCAUUUCGAGAUAGUCAAGUUUUUAGUAGAGUUAGGUUGCGAUGUCAACGCCCAAGACUCCGAUGGCUGGACUCCUCUCCAUUGCGCCGCGUCGUGCAACAACCUACCCAUGGUUCGAUUUCUAGUCGAUAAUGGCGCCUGCAUAUUUGCAACGACACUAUCAGACCACGAGACUGCAGCAGAGAAAUGUGAGGAAGACGAAGAAGGCUUUGACGGCUGUUCAGAGUACCUCUAUAGUGUUCAAGAAAAAUUAGGUAUAAUGAACAGCGGUAUAGUAUACGCCGUGUUCUCGUAUACGGCGUCGCGUUCCGACGAACUAACUUUCGAGUCGGGCGCGAGGCUUCAGGUGCUGAGGAAGGGAGACGACAAUGAAAGGGAAUGGUGGUGGUGUCGGGAUGAUACGCACGAGGGAUACGUGCCUAGGAACUUGCUUGGGUUAUAUCCGAGAGUAACCCCACAGCAAGAAUAAAAAUGGCUUAAGUAACGGACCUAAUAUGUAAAUAGUUAUUUUUUAUGUAUUUAUAAUAUGUAUUUACUUUACAUUGUAUACAAUUUUAUGAGAUAUAAUAUUUUGUAAAUAUUUAAUUAAGUUCGAAACAAAUGAGAUUAUAUUGUAGAUUUUAUAAAUAAUGAGUCAUUUUAAUUAAUUUGUACCUAAUAUAAUUGCAAAUUGUGAAAUAUUACACAUAAAUUGACAAUACAAAGUAAUUAUUACAAACUA
Messenger RNA from Pieris rapae (cabbage white), 3858 nucleotides. It is a transcript of the gene ASPP, whose product is annotated as apoptosis-stimulating of p53 protein 1. The record is from RefSeq and is a predicted model, not a curated record. Gene Ontology annotation, molecular function: p53 binding. Gene Ontology annotation, biological process: regulation of apoptotic process. Bases 43 to 3606 code for a protein of 1187 amino acids. Gene Ontology annotation, cellular component: nucleus. The transcript has 14 exons. NCBI's taxonomy places the organism in Eukaryota, Metazoa, Arthropoda, Insecta, Lepidoptera, Pieridae.